Owenia fusiformis is the source of this 1494-nucleotide messenger RNA. NCBI's taxonomy places the organism in Eukaryota, Metazoa, Annelida, Polychaeta, Sabellida, Oweniidae. The record is from the annotation of a GenBank genome assembly.
CAGGUAUGGGUACAAGUGAGAAUCUACAAUUGAUUAGAAAACCUGGGAUAUUUGAAAGAACCACAAAACGCCCAGACUGUGCCCUUCUUCGAGGUUACCACCAUACACAACAUGCAUCAUCCUUUGGACUCUGUUCAAAGGUAUUUAGUGAGGUUCCUAAUGCUAACGUGAUCUACUUUGAAAAGAACUCUGAAUGCACCAUAUUUCAUUGUUACGAAACCAAAGAUGGAUCAGAUUGGGACUAUAAAUGGGGACAGGAAAAUGUUGUCGGAGAAAUCUACAGUCUACCUCACCCAUCUAACUAUAACUGCUAUGGGUCAUACUUCAUUCCAAGAGCUUGGGAGAAAAUGAAUUUCAAAUCAGACUGUACCCCAAUUAGUGAGAAAACUGUGAAUAAUUUGGCCCAUUGCAAACAAAAAGCAUGUCAUGAUAAAGCAAAUGCUUUUACUAUCUACCAAGAUACAAAAUCAGUUAUGUAUUGCGCAACAAAAUUUUGUGCUGGUAAUAAAAUGGACCUUACAUCAACUUCUGGACAGAUUUUUUACAGUUUAGCCCAUCCUGAUAAACCUGUCAAUAUACAGGAUCUACAUCCAAUAAAAUUACCCGAACAUUACACACUAAACCUGCAUUUACCAAGUAGAUGUAAGGGAUUCGCCUAUGACAAAACUAAGGGUAAAACAGAAGAACAUCUCAAACAUUUCUUUGAUUCUGGAUUCAAUUUUGUGAAAUACAAUAAACUCAUAGAUGAGACAUAUACAGCGUAUAAAUGUCAGACAAAUUCGGAAGAAACAGGUUAUGAACAUUUUAAAGGGUGCUACCCUCUCAAAAAAACCGACACAAAAUCAUGGUACAUUUUGCCACCCCCUGCUAUCCCAAGGUUUAAUAAUGGGACAUUCACAUUGCGCAGUGCUGGAAUAUGCCAAAAGGCAAAUUGUGAUCAUCAAUUGAUCAUCUAUGCUACUAAGGAUCUCAGACAAUGCAUGAUUUAUGCAUUUGAAAAACACUAUAAUGUCAUAAAUUACAAUUCCUUAACUGCUGUGUGUGAUUUACGUCGAUGCCCUGUGAUUCAUGGUGAUGAGCGUGACUUAAAUUAUACAACACAAGGUGUAACCCCAGGCUUUAAGGUCUAUGCAUUUCAAGCUUAUCACCAUUCCAACUCCACAACCAUUACCCCAAACACAACAGUGGCUACAGCCACAACCCGGGCUCCUAGAAAUCCAACUUCAAAUAACAUUAAAUCUAAUACAACAGGAUUGCAAGUUGCUGCUGGUAUUGGUUGGUCUGCCUUCAUAAUUCUAGUAAUUGGUCUUGUUUUUUUAUUAUGUUUAUCUAAGAACAGGUUCGUUAGAUUUAUUUACCAUAGAUUUAAAAUUUAAAUAAAUAUGUUAAGUAUAUAUCCCAGUGUAUGAUAGUUUGUAUUUUUGCAGUUGUAGCUGUAGUCUGUGUUUUAGUACCUAUAAUGUAUCAUGAAACGAUAUGAAAUGUCAAUAAAAG